UUAACAAACGUACCUAAUAGCCUCCCUACCUCCUCCCUCCUACGAGUCCUACCCCCUCCUGCUCUCUCUCAGGUCUCCAUUGAAGCGCCUUCUGAUACUUUGUAUCACCCGUUGAAGCAGCUUCUGAGGUAACAAAUUCGAUCAAAUGGAUGAUCACAUAAGCAAUUUACCGGAUGACAUUCUUUGUCACCUUCUUUCUUUCUUGCCUAUAAGAGAUGCUGUUAGAACAAGGUCAUUGUCACAUAGGUGGAAAGACCUUCCCGAUUGCCGUUCAAUCCUGGAGUUUACUUCUAUCUUUGAUUUCAGUAAUAGAUGCUGUGAUGAAAUCACAUUUUCCCAUCUCCCUUGUUUGAGGGAAGUGUAUUUGCGGAUUUUUUGUGAAAGAGACGGCUGCUGCUCAUCUAAGUUUGUUCAUAACCUCACCAGAAACGCUCCUAAGCUUCAGCACUUAUUUCUUACGGUAAACAAUGAGGUACCAUCAAUGCUUGCAAGCAUUGUUACGCAUAGUCUGAAGCAGCUGCAUUUACGUUUAUGCGUUCCAAUAGGUUUUGAUCUUUUCACUAUAACUGAUUUCCUACAUGCUUUUCCCACCCUUGAGGCAUUACAUAUAGAGAUGAAGUAUCGCUUGAAAAUCAAACGGAGCCCAAAAAGACAUUGUCCAAACCGCCUACAUUUCCAGUUGAAAAAAGUUACAUUCGAAAGCUAUAGUGAAGUGGGGAAAGAAAUAGAUUUUGUGAUAUAUUUGCUAAGAAAUUCCAUUGCACUUGAGCAACUACUCAUUAUGCCGAAUAAAUUUUCCAAGUGUGAAGAGCUAAAUUUCAACUUGCUCCAAGGAGUCAUCCAACUGCAGAAGUCAUAGUAUCUCAUCAAAAGUAAUCCCAAUCUUUCCUGGAGUUGUAGACGUGUCGUAUGGUGUUUUGUCAGAAAAAAAUCCAUGUGGAAGAGGGAGCCAAUUUUAACUUGCUCGAGGGAGUAGAUGCAGAAGUUAUAAUAUCCCGUUAAAAGUAAUCCCCCUUUUUUUCCGGAGUUGCAAAUGUAACGUGUCGUGUUCUGUUCGUAACCGUCUUUAAAGUUAAAUGGUUGGGAACCUCAACAUAAACCAAAAUCAUUAUUAACGUGUCGUGUUGUGCUGAUUUGUUUAAUUCAGCAUGUCGAGGACUACUUUUUCAGUCUUCACUUGUGUCUUGUUGUGUUACAUGAAAAAGUACUAGCCUCAUAACAUAUUUAUCAAUAAUUUCAUUUACUAAUGGUUUUUUGUUUGG
Messenger RNA from Chenopodium quinoa (quinoa), 1262 nucleotides. RefSeq names its product F-box/FBD/LRR-repeat protein At4g26340-like. The record is from RefSeq and is a predicted model, not a curated record. Lineage: Eukaryota; Viridiplantae; Streptophyta; Magnoliopsida; Caryophyllales; Amaranthaceae. The transcript is spliced from 5 exons. Bases 146 to 859 code for a protein of 237 amino acids. Gene Ontology annotation, molecular function: protein binding.